AUGGCCACAAAAGAGGACCUCGAGAAGCUUCUCAAGCGCAGCCCGGAACCCGAGGCAAACCCGGACCCCCAGCUCCUCACAAACCUCGUCGGCUCGCUCACAAACACCAUUAGCGGCCUCCUCGGAGCCGUCGCGCAGGGCACCCUCAACCCCAACGACAAGCGUCCGGAGCCGGGCUUCGAGUUCAAGGCCCCGGGCCCCGGCGACAGCAGAGGACCAUGCCCCGGCCUGAACCUGCUCGCGAACCACGGCUACCUCCCCCACGACGGCCACGUCAACCUGGGCCAGGUCAUCGAGGCCACCGCGCGCGGCUUCAACAUGGGUCCCGACAUCGCGACGAUCCUGGGCGUCUUCGCUGUGCUAGCUAACGGGGACAUCGCUACCGAGUCCUUCUACCUGGGGUCUGGCCCAGGAGGCGUCGGCGGUCUCAACAGACACUCUACGGUUGAGGCCGACAUCUCGCCCAACCGCGAGGACUUCUACAACGGAUGUGGCGACAACCAUCACCUCUCGUCCCGCCUGUUCAAGCAGAACGUCGACAUCGUCGCGAAGAGCGGCACCAAGCAGUUCGACCUGGCCAACAUGGGCACCCAGUACCAGCAGCUGUCCAUGUUCUCGCAGAAGAACAACCCCUACAUCUACUACUUCCCCUUCCCACUUAUCGUCUCGGUCGGCGCCUUCGCCUUCUACCCUCAGUUCUUCAGCAACGGCACGUACGGCCUCGGCGGCGUCGCCAACUACGAGUCCAUCUCCUCCAUCAUCGGGGCCAAGUACGACAGCAAGACGGGCGACUUCCAGUACGUCCCCGAGACGUGGCCCGCCAACUGGUACCGCCGCGCCACGCCGUACGGCGCGGUGCAGACGGUGCUGGAGGGCCUCGCGGCCAUCUACAUCCGCAACCCGGUCGUGCCCGGCGUGGCCCAGCUCGGCACGGGCAACCUCAACGCCACCACGCUGCUGUGCGACGUGUACCAGGGCAUCAACUCCAUCGUCCCGCUCUUCGUCGCCGGCACGACGGAGGAGGUGGCCGCGGCGGCGUCGUGGGCCAUCGCGAAGCUGGAGCCGCACUUCGGCGGCACGGCGCUCGGGUGCCCGAGCAGUGUCCUCUCGCCGAACGCGCCGAGUCUGCUGUUCCCCAACCCGAACGGCCUGGGCGGGCCGUUGAACACCCCUCCCAGCGUGGCCAGGAACGUCGGGGACAACGUCUACUACAAGACAUACUUUGCGAAGGCGCCUGUGACCCCGGCCUGCUAA
Messenger RNA from Colletotrichum higginsianum IMI 349063, 1254 nucleotides. RefSeq names its product Oxidase. The coding region runs from base 1 to 1254 and encodes 417 amino acids. The record is from RefSeq and is a predicted model, not a curated record. Gene Ontology annotation, molecular function: peroxidase activity. NCBI's taxonomy places the organism in Eukaryota, Fungi, Ascomycota, Sordariomycetes, Glomerellales, Glomerellaceae. The transcript has 3 exons.